This is a messenger RNA of Exophiala mesophila, 2940 nucleotides long. RefSeq lists its product as uncharacterized. The record is from RefSeq and is a predicted model, not a curated record. Gene Ontology annotation, biological process: microtubule-based movement. NCBI's taxonomy places the organism in Eukaryota, Fungi, Ascomycota, Eurotiomycetes, Chaetothyriales, Herpotrichiellaceae. The coding region runs from base 124 to 2940 and encodes 938 amino acids. The transcript has 3 exons. Gene Ontology annotation, molecular function: ATP binding; microtubule motor activity; microtubule binding.
UGCCAACAUCAUCCACUCAUUCACACCGUUGCCACAAGUCUCGACUGACAAUGCGAACUCAUUCCCACUAAAGGGGUGAGUCUCUGAUAUCUCGCUCAUCUUAUACGACUUGCAUCAAGCACAAUGGCCGACACCGAGAAUUUCCCUUCUCAUCUGCCACAGCCCACCUCUCAUCUCCCACAGCCCACGCGGCAUGGCAUGCCUUCCCCGCAGAAACAACUCACCGAGAUGUCCGCGUCAGCGACAAACUCACGUACCACCAUGCCUCCUCCCACCGCGAAUGGCCAUAAGAGACAAGGGUCAAACUUACCUGAGUCAGCUACCAAAAGACCGACCCUUUCAGACCGGGCGGGUCAGCCCCUCAAAUCAGCUCCUGCUGCCCCAAAGUCCAAUGCGCCUGUUAGUGCUGCGGUGUCUUCAACGCUUCAUACCCGAUAUCCCUCUUCAAUAUCCUCGCGAAGCAAUUCGAUUUUUUCUCGAAGCACCUCGUCCGCCUCCUCUACCUCUUCCAGCUUCUCUGCCAGCGUUGGAAGCAGACUUCAGCCUCCGACAUCCAUGAACUAUGGUCGUCCCAAGGCCGCGCUUGCCAAAGACAGAGGGAGGGCAAUCGAUUCAAGGCCUGCCACAUCCAUGGGAACCCGAGGUGGAGGAAUUCAGGAUGGACCCAAUAACAAGCGUAUGGCCCCCUCUGCCCCCAUGAACAAGCUUUCCUCUGCCCCUAGGAGGAACGAUAUCGCGACAGCCCACAAAAUGAAUUCCCGGAUUGCACAAACAGUGGCCCGAACUUCCGGCGUGCUCAAAGAGGCCCAAUGUAUCUCAAGUACUGCCUCCAUAUCUGCACAAAUGUCGGCCUUAACAUUGAGUCCCCCCCGAGAGCGACGGCAUGCUAGUCCCAGCAAGAGCCCUCCGCUGCCACCUCACCCCGUAACCCCUUCUUCGUUUACCCCUGCUCCAUUUCCCAGCUAUAACAGCUCUUCUCCACGGAAGAACAAGGCCAGACAGUUUCUAACCAAAUCUUCCAAUUUAGAAACGUGGGAUCCCGAGGAGCAAUAUGGAAACAUGGAGAGGAUGUAUCAAGACGUUUGCAAGCAUUACAAAGAUGCCAUGGAAGAGAGCAAUGAGGCCAAACAAGCAUCUUCCACCUACAAAGACACCAUUGCUAGUCUUGAGGAAGACCGCAAACUAACGACCGAAGCCAUGAUUGAACUGCGAUGUGAGUUACAGACAACUAAGUACCGACUCGAAGCAGCGGAGCGAUCAGCACAGGAUAUCAAGCGAGAAUUUGAGCAGGAGAUCGAUGACUUGAAACGCGACCAUCGGAUUGAGAUGGAAAAUGUCCGACAGUCACAACGAAAGGAUAUAGACCAAGCCAAGGCUGACCACCGCGAUGAAUUGCGAGAGCUGAGAAAUAGGUACGAAGAUGAACUGGAGAGCGAACGAAGCCAAAGACUUCAGGCUGUCUCACAAGUCUCGGGCCAGGUAGCCCUGGACAAGCAGCGUCAUCAACUCGACCUUGAACUCAAAGACCAGCAGAUUCGCAGCAUUAACAUGGAAAUUGAACGACUGCUAGCAGAUGUGGAAAGAGAAAAGACUCUCAAUGCAGACCUACGACAGACGUUGUCAGCCGCUGGAACAAACGCAAGUCACAUGGAGGCGGCGAGACAAGCACUUCAAGCCAAGAUCGACUACCUUGAGUCUGACAACAAGUCUCAAUCGGAGGCAUAUGCUGACAUGGAAAGGAAAAUGAAUCAAGCCAUUGAGAGGGCGACAGAGUGUGAAGAAAAACUUAGGAAGGAAGAAAUGCUACGACGGAAACUUCACAAUCAAGUCCAAGAACUCAAGGGCAACAUUCGCGUUUUUUGCCGAGUGAGGCCCAGCGGGAGUGACGCGUCAGAAGAAAUGGCACAGAUCUCAUUUCCGGAGACUGACGAUGAUCCCAAGGACAUUGAAGUUCGUGGCCAGGAGGAAGCCAACAGUCUGGGCAAGGAUACGACUAAAAUCCACCCGUUCUCCUUUGACCGGGUGUUUGAUCCUUCCUGCAGCAAUGCUGAAAUCUUUGAGGAAAUCAGUCAAUUGAUACAAUCAGCCUUGGAUGGUUACAACGUCUGCAUUUUUGCCUAUGGCCAAACGGGCGCGGGCAAGACAUAUACCAUGUCGUCAGAUGAUGGCAUGAUCCCUCAAGCGUUGCGACAGAUUUACUCGACAAGCAAGGAACUCGCGACCAGGGGAUGGACUUAUCAAAUGGAAGGCAGUUUUGUCGAGGUCUACAAUGAGGAACUCCGGGAUCUGUUGGGUAAGGACGGCGAAUCUGAAAAGUCGGGCAAGAAGCAUGAGAUUCGUCAUGACAUGGUCAAUCUGGAUACCACGAUUACUGAUGUCAACACACUGAGCCUCGACAGUCAAGAGCAGGUGGAAGGCAUUCUGGCACAAGCGAUGUCUAGAAGGUCUGUUGCAGCAACCAAGGCCAAUGAACGCAGCAGUCGAAGUCAUUCCGUUUUUAUCCUCCGACUUAAGGGCCAAAACUCGAUCACGGGCAAGAAAUGCAAAGGCACACUGAACCUGGUGGAUCUUGCCGGGUCUGAACGGUUGUCCCACUCCAAGGCGGAGGGAGCACGAUUGAAAGAGACGCAAGCCAUCAACAAGUCUCUUUCAUGUCUCGGGGAUGUGAUCGGGGCGUUGGGUCAGCAACAAUCAGGUUUCAACCCGCGGGAUAGUGUCAACGGAUCCAGCGCUGGCAGUGGCGGGCACAUCCCUUAUCGAAACAGCAAACUGACGCACCUGCUUCAGUUGAGUCUGGGAGGCAACAGCAAAACACUCAUGUUCGUCAUGGUGGCGCCAGAGAAGAAGUGUCUGAGUGAGACGAUCACGAGUCUCAAGUUUGCCGACAAAGUGAGUCGAACGAGGAUUGGGGUGGCUAGAAAAACGACGACAGGGAGGUGA